This is a messenger RNA of Solea senegalensis (Senegalese sole), 1967 nucleotides long. RefSeq names its product FA complementation group E (gene fance). The transcript is spliced from 10 exons. Gene Ontology annotation, cellular component: Fanconi anaemia nuclear complex. Gene Ontology annotation, biological process: interstrand cross-link repair. The record is from RefSeq and is a predicted model, not a curated record. Lineage: Eukaryota; Metazoa; Chordata; Actinopteri; Pleuronectiformes; Soleidae. The coding region runs from base 121 to 1641 and encodes 506 amino acids.
AUGUCAACAAGUGGCGGGCUCACAGCACAGGCCGGUCCGUCAGCUGGAAAGUUGUGGUGGCGUAAACAAACCGGGUGAAAACACUUUCCAGGGUGUGCAGAGCAGAAGCUAACCGUCGCUAUGAUGAGCCUCAGUCGGUUUGACGGUCAGUCGAAACUGCUGCUCCGCUCGCUGAUGUCCGGAGCCUCCGGUGCUCACAAAGCUCUGACCGUCUUCCACAAGCAGCAGCGAGGGAAUCCCGACAUGUCGCUGUGUCACUUCAUAGAAACACUGUGUCACGACGAAGUGACUGAAGAGCAGCCUUUUACUGUAAAACCCUUGGUGUGCCUGUUUCCUCCAUUAUUCAAACAAAAUCUGCUGUCCUUCAUCUACCUGAUCCACUCGGUUCUCCCUCAGAGGUCUGUCCUCCAUCUGCUCAAAUGUCUCAGCCGGGACCCUCAUCCAAACCCCUGGAUUUCUGCUGUGGGUCAACAGUUGAAGAGGAGCCUCGGUGUGCACAAUGAGGAGCCUCUGUACACUCCACUGUGCAGCCAGAGACUGAAGGAGUUGUCACAGCAUUUGAUCGUUAAUGGUGAAACAGGAGGAUGGGCCCAGUGCCUCAGUGGUCAAAGAGAAGGAUUUGAAUCUCAGGGUGAUUCCGGUUCAUCAGAGGUGGGGACACAAAGGAAAAGGAAACUAUGUCUUGUCACUCUGGACUCAAGCGAUGAAGAUGCGGGACAGCACAGUAAAAGGACAAAGACGGAUGUCUGUGAUAUUGAUAGAGUUGAUGCUGAAGAACGGAAUGUAAAUGAGGAGACAUCAGAGAGGUUAGAGAGAGAUGUUCCAACAGCAACUCCUGCUGAAGAGCUGCAGCCAGCACCAGUCACCAGUGAUUUCCUGCCAGAAUAUAUCAAGGUCUCUGUUCUUCAAAUAAAAGAAUUACUGGAGAGUCAAACAGAGUGGGACCAGAGCUCCAUAGAUGUGUUCCAAGUUCUGAAUAACUGUGACGUCACCCAGGUGGAGCUGUUAUGUAGCUCACUGAAUUUGCCUGAUCUGCUGGAGCACACUCUGCCUAAACUGUGCAGCAGUGUUUUGUCUCUCUCUCCUGACCUCAGCUACAGCACGGCAGCAGCACUCAUCAAGAGCCUCCUGUUGAAGAAGGUUCUGUCCCUGUCAGAACCGGCCUCCAGAUGCCUGGUUACUGCAGUGACGUCACUGUGCAGCCACUAUCCCAGACCAAUGUGCCAUGCUCUAAUUGGACCGGUUCUAAUGGAGAAGAACAUAGGGAAUCCACAGGCUGAGCUGCUGAACAGAUUGAUUGAAGGCUGCCUGGACUCACACUACAGACUCCUGCUGCUUCAAAUGACUUUCAAGAUCUCAUGGAGUGAGGCAGUGCUCUCCAUGAUCCACAGCUUGUUAGACUCCAAGCCUGACUUCAAUGAAGAAGUGUUCACAGAGUUCACUGAGCAGCUCGUCAGCCAGGCUCCUCUGUUCACAAAGUCUGUCAAGUUUGCAAAGAUGAUGUUAACGGUCCUCACCAAAUAUAGCAGCCAUGUGACUGCUGCACACAAACACUCCUUGUCGAGUUGCCUGACAGUAAAUGAGACUUUCCUGAAAAAGUCUCUUCAAGCUGCCCUAAAAAGAAUCGCACACACAACGUGAUGGUGCUUUAUUUAAAAGUCCUCCAAUCAGGAAUCUAUGAGAGUAUAAAUACAAUUAAUUAUUUGUGUGAAAAAGUAUAACCCCUCCUCUGUGUUUUAUUGUUUCAUCUGCAUAGACAACAGCCUCCACUUAUUGAUGCCAUAGAAGAGCACUUAUCAGAAUGCCAAACAAUGUUAUUCUUACUGCAACUGCAUUGUAUGGGAUUAUUACUCAUUUAUGUUAUGUUAUGUUAACAUAAUUCUAUUACACAAGUGGACUAGUAAGUAAGUGUUAAUCCCAAGGUUUCUUCUGCUCUAAUACAUGUUAAUAAACCUGUUAAAAAAGUU